AUUCAACAGCUAAGUAGCUCUGCAUUAAGAAAGUACAUGUGGAUAAUUAUGGGGGCAUGGCUUUUCUAGUUUUAUAAUGGUGAUGCUCUGAAAAAGUAGCAUAGCAGAUUUGAAUACAUCAUUAGUGACACUAUGGGUCAGAUGAAAAAUUGGAAUCAGUAUGUGACAUUUACAUACAUACAUAUCCAUGUACAACUCUUUGUGAACCUUAAUUUAACCAGGGGCAUAUCACUGACAGCAAUGCACUCUCUUUUUCAGGAAUGCCCAGUUCACACUCACAUAUUCAAAUCUGGAAGCUGCCCAGUAUAACCAAAGUCUGAUCUGCUGGCCAUGGAGCAGCUCCACUGGAGCAGUUGGGGAUUAAGUGCCUUGCUCAAGGGCUCCUCAGUGGCUUUCCCUACCCAUAUUUAUUGCUAUAUUAAAUAGCUACAUUAGCAAAUUAGAUUUUAUGGUUGGAUAAUGUUUAUGGUAAUCUCACACCAACAUAUUCUUAUUGUCAGAGGAUGGCUGAAUGUUGUUUCCAAUUUGGUAUAAUUGUCUCUUGUCAAAAGCUAGAAUAUACUGUAGAGUGCAGUUACUUUGAUUUGCAUUAAUGCCCCUGCAUGCUUACUAUAGAAAGCCUGGAAUAAAGCUUUUGUCUGUUUUGCCUUCAUGUUUCUACCAAACGCACCCCCCAACAAAGAAAUCAGCAAAGUAAAUAUAGAAGAACCAGCACUAACAGGAAGUACAAGCACAUUUCACUACGGCAGUGUAAGGUACACUUUCAAGUGACCAAGAUUCAUCCACAUGGCUGUAACAAACACUUUUACAGUUUUUGAGAUUGCAGGCAACAGAGAACCUGAUAACGUUACAGACUACGUUUACGAUAACGCUACAAUCUACUGCGAUGAUGAUGAGAAGAUGGGCCUCCAGACUUUUAAAGCUGUGUUCCAACCUGUGCUUUACAGCUUGAUCUUUCUGCUGGGUGUGGCAGGGAAUGGCCUGAUGAUAACAGUCCUCCUGAGACGUUGGCGCCUCCUGCGCAUCGCUGAGAUCUAUCUGCUGCACCUUGCCCUGGCUGACCUCAUGCUCCUUUUCACAUUUCCUUUCGAUGUAGUUGAAAAUGCCACUCAUUGGCCGUUUGGGGAGAUUCUCUGCAAGCUGACAGGCCUGAUGAAACAACUUAACCUUCUCUGUGGGAGUUUCCUUCUAGCUUGUAUUGGGUUUGAUCGGUAUUUGGCUAUUGUUCAUGCUAUUCCUAGUAUGCAAAGUCGACGUCCAAGAACAGUGCACCUAACUUGUAUUGUAUUAUGGCUGGUCUGUUUGGGUUUAUCAAUACCCAAUGUUGUGUUUCUUACUGUGACAGAUGAUGCCUCCUGUGUAUAUAAUCUUUAUGGUAUUCAUGCAAACAACUGGGUUUUGACCAAGGGAGUCUUUGAUCAUGUGUGCUUUUUCCUACCUCUGGCUGUCAUGAGCUAUUGUUACACAGCAGUGGUAGUUACUUUGUGCAAUAGUCAGAAAAGCCAAGCAAAGCAAGGAGCAAUUCGACUGGCUUUACUCGUCACUCUCGUCUUUUGCUUCUGUUGGCUACCAUAUAAUAUCACCUUACUGAUAAACACGAUGGUAGACCUGGAUGUUAUCUCAUAUGAUAGCUGCAGAUCUUAUGGCCUACUGUAUCAAGCCCUUGAUAUGACGAAGAGCCUGGGUUUCUCACACUGUUGCCUGAACCCUUUCUUGUAUGCCUUUGUUGGGGUGCGGUUUCGCAAUGAGCUAAUACGGUUACUUUGUGAAUUGGGCUGCAGCCGUGUUUGUAUGCCUUUCAUCAGAGCUCAGGGUCACAGUCGACCAUCCAUUUCGGAUGGAGUAACAACCACCAGCACCAGUCUCAUCUAAUAAACUGACAAUGACUGACAAUGUUAGCUGUAACUAAAAUGCUUCUGUUACAGUAUUUCAUUUGUAAUGACGGAAAAUGUUAUACUUUUAUCACAUUCUUACAAUAUAGUACCCAUUGCUACUUUGAUUGCAUUUAAAAGAUGUUUUAUUUACCCAGUCAAGAAAAAAAAAUGUUAUUGUUGAAUCAGUUUUUGCUUGUAUUUUAGCUACUGCUAAUUGAAUUUCAUUUUUUUUUUAAAUAAAAGAUUUCAUAUAUUAUACAGCACCGUGUCCCUUUGUCAGUGUCAUCAAACACAAUAAUUGACAACACAAUAACCAUAACUAAAACCACCUUAGAGAUCAGUAUUAUUCUAUUUUUAGACUUCUAUUAAACACAGUUAUACAGAACAACUGCAAACAAUCACAAAUUGCAUUUUAUAUACAGCAAGUGUAAUUCAUUUUUUAUAUAUAUCUCAUUUGCACAACAGUUUGGUAGUUGGAGAAAAUAAAUCAAUGAUAUUAAAACAAAUAUAAAUUUGAGGCACUCCUCUCCUGACUGCCACUCUGUUCCCACAACAAAUACACACAUCUUUGAAAUAUACAUAUUUUACAGUAUUUUAGAAAAUGGCUUCAGAUUUGUUAUUGAACUGUGAUACAGUGCUUUUAAAUAUUCAAUUUUUUUUUUUAAAUCAGUUGUAAUCCAAAAUGUGAAGAGUAUCACAGAUUUAUUGUUUUUACAGUUCCUCUUUUCAAACAACUGCAAGAAUAACAUUAAUGAAAAAAACUUGGGACACAAUGGGAAGGUAACCUAGUGGAUAUGUUUUUUUUUUUUUUGUUUUUGUUUUUUUACAGUUUAUGUGAGCUGGAUCAGAAUGGCAUAUUGGCCAUACCUCCGGAGCCAUAGCCAAUGGGACUGU
Molecule: messenger RNA, 2768 nt
Organism: Siniperca chuatsi (mandarin fish)
Lineage: Eukaryota; Metazoa; Chordata; Actinopteri; Centrarchiformes; Sinipercidae
Product: C-X-C chemokine receptor type 5
Exons: 2
Coding region: 787-1872 (361 amino acids)
Biological process (GO): immune response; chemotaxis; G protein-coupled receptor signaling pathway
Cellular component (GO): membrane
Molecular function (GO): chemokine receptor activity
Source: RefSeq, a predicted model, not a curated record